AUGUUGACAGCUAUGUCCUUUAUAGCCAGGCCUCAGGAAUCAGUGACCUUCAAGGAUGUGGCUGUGUACUUCACCCAGAAGGAAUGGGCCAGCCUGGUGCCUGCUCAGAAGACCUUGUACAGAGAUGUGAUGCUGGAGAACUAUGAGGCUGUGGCCUUCCUAGCGGUGUCACCUGCUUCCAAACCAGUUCUGAUCUCUCAGCUGGAGGAAGGGAAAGAGCCAUGGUUCAGCGAGGUACAGGAACCCCUAAGCAGGAGGGGCAGGAGAGCAGGCCCAGCAGGUGAAAAGAUUGCCUACAAAUGUGAUGCACGUAGUAAACAUUUAAGUCACAAUUCAGACUUUUCUCAACACCGCAGAAUCCACACUGGAGAAAAUCCCUUUGAGUGUAAGGAUUGUGGCAAGGCCUUUACCUUAAACUCCACUUUUGUUCAGCAUCAAAGAAUCCACACAGGAGAGCGGCCCUACAUGUGCAAAGAAUGUGGCAAGGCCUUUAGCUGCAGCUCCUACCUCACUGCACACCACCGAGUCCACACUGGAGAGAAACCUUUCAAAUGCAAGGACUGCAGCAAGGCUUUUAGUCAGAAAAUUACUGUCAUUCGGCAUCAGAGGACACACACUGGAGAGAAACCCUACGUAUGUAAGGAAUGUGGUCAGGCUUUCAAACUAAACUCACAGCUCACUUACCAUCAAAUGCUGCACACUGGAGAAAGUCCCUACCGAUGUAAGGAAUGUGGGAAAGGUUUCACUUGGAACUCACAACUCCUCCGGCACCAGAAAAUUCACUCUGGAGAGAAAGCCCAUCAAUGUAAGGAGUGCGGGAAGGCCUUCAAGCAGAUAGCCAGGUUAAAUCAACAUCAGCGCAUCCACCCUUGUUGGAAACUCCGUGAGUGUAAAGACUGUGGGAAAAUCUUCAACAAGAUUUCAGGAUUGAAGCGGCACCAGACACUCCAUGUUAGAGAAAAAGAUCAUGGGAAAAUCUUCAUGCAGAACUCAAAUUUUAUUCACCAUCAGAAAAUUGAUCCUGGAGAAAAACAUUCAAAUGCUCUUAAGAGUCCUGAGGUCAAAAUGGCUAUUGAAACACGCAGGUGCUCAGAGAGGUUGAGGAACUGGUUGAAGGUCACCCAGCUGUUAGCAGAGGAGUCCCCAGAGGAGUCUCCAGGCUCUGGACUCUGA
Molecule: messenger RNA, 1173 nt
Organism: Orycteropus afer afer
Lineage: Eukaryota; Metazoa; Chordata; Mammalia; Tubulidentata; Orycteropodidae
Source: RefSeq, a predicted model, not a curated record